Colletotrichum gloeosporioides is the source of this 1188-nucleotide messenger RNA. Its product is annotated as Ribosome biogenesis protein TSR3. Gene Ontology annotation, biological process: maturation of SSU-rRNA. Lineage: Eukaryota; Fungi; Ascomycota; Sordariomycetes; Glomerellales; Glomerellaceae. The transcript has a single exon. The coding region runs from base 1 to 1188 and encodes 395 amino acids. Gene Ontology annotation, molecular function: rRNA small subunit aminocarboxypropyltransferase activity. The record is from RefSeq and is a predicted model, not a curated record.
AUGGUCCGGCACAAGAAAGACAACUUUAGCUCCCGCGGUCGCAAGAACCACCACUCGGGUCCUCCGCGCCCUCGACAGCCUCGGGCCGGCGACGAUGAUGAAGAUGGCCAUCCCUCCUCCCGUCCAACGUUCAAAGCCGCCUGCUGGGAUCUCGGCCAUUGCGAUCCCAAACGAUGCUCCGGAAAGAAGCUGAUCCGCAUGGGAAUGAUGCGCGACUUACAUGUCGGCCAGAAACACAACGGCGUCAUUAUCACACCCAACGGCAAGCAUACGGUCUCACCCGCAGAUCGUGACCUCAUGGAGCAGUACGGCGCUGCCGUUGUCGAGUGUAGUUGGGCGCGCAUGCAAGAGAUCCAGUGGGGCAAGGUUGGCGGAAAGUGUGAGCGUCUGUUGCCGUAUCUCGUUGCGGCUAACACUGUCAACUACGGCAAGCCGUGGCGGUUGAACUGCGUUGAGGCCCUCGCAGCGGCGUUCUACAUCUGCGGUCAUCCCGAGUGGGCGGAGCAGGUCCUUGCGCCGUUUUCGUAUGGUGAAGCUUUCCUGGAGAUCAAUGGAAGCCUGCUGAAGAAGUAUGCUGCGAGCGAGGACGAGAAGGGUGUCAAGAAGGUGCAGGACGAGUGGAUGGAUCGGCUGGACAAAGAAUAUGCAGAGAGCAGGGAGGCGGGCGACGCCGAUGACAUGUGGAAGGGCGGAAACACAAAUCGCAGAGUGAUACCAGAUUCCGAUGACGAAGAAGAAGACGACGACGAUGAUGGAGAUGAAAGUGGAGACGAAUCAGGAGAUGAUGACAGCGUCGACGGCAUUUACCUCGGAAAGAAGCCUGAGAAGAAGCAAGAAAGCGAGGAAGAAGACAGAGAUCCAUAUGCGAUAUCCGACGACAGCGACGAAGAUGCGGCCAUGGAAGAGAUCCGUCGCAAGGUGCUGGCGUCAAAGACUUUCACUAACCCUUCAGCGUCGGAAAAGAAGAAGCCUGAAUCGAUUCCUCGGCCGCAAACGCUGAAGCCCGACUCGGACAUCGAACCAGACUCGGACAAUGGCGAAGAUGAUGAUGACUUUGACAACAUCAUCAAUGCAACACCAGUCACUGACAAAAUUGGCUUGACCAAGCUCGAAAAGGAGCGCUCCCAGUCUACAGUGACGAGCAAAUCAUUCUCGUCCAACAUAGUUUCCGCGCCCAAGCGGUGGUAA